Asparagus officinalis (garden asparagus) is the source of this 1313-nucleotide messenger RNA. RefSeq lists its product as uncharacterized. The transcript is spliced from 6 exons. The coding region runs from base 334 to 1128 and encodes 264 amino acids. Lineage: Eukaryota; Viridiplantae; Streptophyta; Magnoliopsida; Asparagales; Asparagaceae. The record is from RefSeq and is a predicted model, not a curated record.
AGUCCACAAACUUCAAACUAGUUAACUUCCCAGUUCACUAACGAUUAAAAGCAGCUUUGACUAAACUUCUACCCUUUCUCCGUUAUCCAACUCCCCGACCUCCGUCGCUCUCAAACUCAAAUCUACAGGAGCGCUCCUUGAGAUUUGGGGCGCCCCCAAAAUACCCAAAUAAAGUUGUUAGCCAAUACUCUCCCCGUAUGCAAGCAACAAUCUUGUAUCCUCAGUAUUACCCAGUCUCCACUUCGUCCGUUUGUGGCUUCUCCGGUUCCAGCUUGCGCUCAGUUUGUGCAGACUUGAUGAUAGAAAGCAGCCUGUUAUCGAUGUGCGUGCAGUAUGUUCGAUGAUUUGCCUCGAUGGGUUUCUUUAAUGUCAACUCCGGAGGUUUGUUUACUAGUUGGAUUGGUAGAAUUUUCAAGCAGAAUCCCUUGCUGGUUGGAUGCAUUGUUCAAAGAGGAUUUCUUUGAUCCUUGUUUAAUUCAUCUAGGAAUCAAGCAGAAUGACAAGAAUAUAUUUUGCAUAGAUUGUUGUUUGAGCUUCUGCAACAAUUGUUGUCCUAGCCAUUUUGGUCACCGAGUUCUCCAAAUCCGUAAGUACAAUGACCACAGAGUUGUAAGAGCAGAAGACAUGUGCAAACUGAUCAAUUGUUCUUUCAUCCAGUCAUAUAUGCUGAAUAGAGCACAGGUAGUGUUUGUGAAAGCGAGAUCUCCAAGCAAAAAGAAAGAGAAAACACAAAGCCAAGAACAACCUAACAAGAAAAAAGCAAGAGAAACGAAACCGCAUUUCCAAAACUGUGACAAGACAUGCUCUUCCUGCCCGCGUUCUCUUAAAGAAGAAUUCGAGUAUUGUUCCGUCAGUUGCAUGGUGAAAAAGGUGCUGAAAACUGAGGGGAGCAUUUCGAAAUACCUUCGCCGCUUCCUGCCACUUCCACUGAACUUUGAAGAGACUGAUGAGGAACUAAGUCUUAUUGACCUUGUCCUUAGAGAUGCAACCGCAUGUGGCUCCACGAUUUAUGGUAAUCGACGCGGUGACAGCAAAAGAAAGAAAAAGAACAAUGAAGAGGCCCCUCCUUGUGCCCUAAUCAGUUUGCACAGAAGGAAAGGUGUUCCUAGGCGAGCACCUCUUUACUGAAUGCAAGGGUUUUGGGUUUUCACUUCCUAGAAAUUCUGCGAACUGCAGAAGAAUGCAUUUAAGUGGGAGAUAGUUAUCAGGAGGGUUUCAAGUGUUGUUUACCUUUGAACAUGGACUUAUAAAGAACAUGAGCUUGAACAUUGUACAAGUUCUGAAGUUGGUAUCUAAACAGUUUUAUUUUCAAA